AUGUCGGGAAGAAAGAAGACGUUGCUUAAGGUGAUCAUUCUUGGCGACUCCGGCGUGGGCAAGACGUCGUUGAUGCAACAAUUCGUCAACCAGAAAUUUUCCCAACAAUAUAAGGCAACCAUUGGUGCCGACUUUCUUACAAAAGAGGUCACCAUUCAUGGGAAGCCGGUGACGCUCCAAAUAUGGGAUACCGCCGGCCAGGAACGGUUCCAACUGUUAGGGGUAGCGUUUUACCGUGGUGCUGAUUGCUGUGUUCUUUGUUUUGAUGUCACAAAUGAAAAGUCACUCAAUAACUUGACAUCGUGGCGCGACGAGUUCUUGGUUCAGCUGAACGUCCAAAACCCAGCUGAUUUCCCCUUUAUGAUUAUUGGUAAUAAGAUCGAUGUUGAUGAUAGUAAAAAGAUUCAAGGAUUGCCGAAGAAGUUGCAACAAGCUGCCCACAACCACCUCGGUGGUUUAGAUUACCCUGUGUUCCAAACCCUGGCCAAAGAUGGUAUCAAUGUUGAGCAAGCUUUCGAAGUUGUUGCUGAAAUGGCGUUGCAACAAGAAGAGCUCAAUGAGACCAACCAAGAUGCAAACACUGACUUUAAUGAUGCCAUCAAUAUAAACAUGGAUCACGGUGAACUGGGCUGUGCAUGCUAA
Diutina rugosa is the source of this 642-nucleotide messenger RNA. RefSeq names its product Rab family GTPase (gene YPT72). The record is from RefSeq and is a predicted model, not a curated record. Gene Ontology annotation, molecular function: GTP binding; GTPase activity. The transcript has a single exon. Lineage: Eukaryota; Fungi; Ascomycota; Pichiomycetes; Serinales; Debaryomycetaceae. Gene Ontology annotation, biological process: regulation of vacuole fusion, non-autophagic. The coding region runs from base 1 to 642 and encodes 213 amino acids. Gene Ontology annotation, cellular component: vacuole; fungal-type vacuole membrane; late endosome.